UGUGGGUGCAUCACGACAGAUGCAAGCCUCACUUGAAAGCUGCCUCUCCGCACACCACCUCCGCGUCCUCCUCCGGGAGGGGACGGGGGGCGUCACGGCACGUGCGGUCCGGUGGGCUUGACGCCAGCUCGCUUACAGUUUGAAGCACGGCCAUGGCGAAAGCUCAGCUGCCGUGGAGAUUCUUCUUCUUCUUCAUCUUUUUCUUCUUCCGGAAGCCCCUGCACACGCAGGCGCGCUUGUCGUCAGCGCACCUCAAGUGUUUGUUCGUGUGCUGGCUGGCGGUGUUGGUGGGCAGCUGGGUGGUCUACGUGGAGUACUCGUCCUACUCCGAGUUGUGCCGAGGACGCCAGUGCAGCGCAGCCAUGUGUGCCAGAUACAGAGAUGGCCUGGUGGACGGCGCUGCCUGCAGCAGCUUGUGUGAUAAGAACACGUUGGAGCUCAACAAGUGUCUCAGCACGCAUGCCACCAAACAGGUGUACUCGAGCAUGUGGGGCGACCUGGAAGGCGUGGUCAGGUGCCAGAUGGACGAGGCCCCCGCUUAUGACGUGGCCGGCCAGAUGGAGAACAGGAAGGAGGUCGUUGCCCGCUUUGCCACCCCCCCAAAAGGAACCUCUGUAGAAAAGUUCAGGGAGAUGAUCCUCGACCACCUCAAGGCCAAAGUGGACGAGGAGCAGGCCAACCUUGGCGAGCUGAGCACGCGUGCCCUGGCGGCAGCCGACGCCAACAAGGACGGCCACAUUUCCCUGGCGGAGGCUCGGUCAUCCUGGGCGCUGCUACAGCUCGACGACUUCCUGCUGGCGUUGGCGCUGCAGGAACGCGGACACACGCCCAGGAUUCUCGGCUUCUGUGGUGAUCUCUACGUGACGGAGAAGAUACCAAACGCCCCGCUCUACGGUGUCAGGGCACCGGCAUGGGCGCCGGUCUGGGUGCGCCGUGCCACCGACCGCUGGUUCGGCCCCGCGUGGCCCCACAGGGCCAAGAUCUCUAUUGGGCUCCUGGAGCUGGUGGAGGAUCUGUUCCACGGGGCCUUUGGUAGCUUUCUCAUGUGCGACCUGAGCGCUGCCCACUUUGGGUACACCGGGCGCCACGAUUUUAGGGUGGCAGAUGCCCAGAACAUCGUCCCUGAAGCCACCUUCCAAGAAGCCAUCCGGCAGCAGAGGUGUGACAAGGACACGGACUGCCUUUACGGCGUCGACUGCCUCACUUCCUGUGAUCUCACCAAGCGGCGCUGUACCCCCGAGGUGGCCCAGCCCAACCUGGCUAAGGCCUGCCGGGUCCUGCAGGAAUACGUCCUGCAGGGGGCGCCCUCGGACAUCCGUGAGGAGCUGGAGAAGCAGCUGAACGCCUGCAUGGCACUGCGCGGAUCAGCAGAGCAGGCCGAGAUCCAACACUCGCUGGUUCUCAACAACCUCAAAACGUUAUUAUGGAAGAAAAUCUCGCACAACAAAGACUCCUAGCCAAAAGUUAUUGGAAUCCUCAAUCAGAGGUUUUCUGGUCUGGAUUGGGGUUUUGGCAGACUUUAAAGGAAUCUUUUGGUAUCCUACACAACUUUUUAGGGUAUUCUCAAUUCAAAUAUUUUGUUUAUGUGUUUAGGGUAGUGUUAUUUUGACCAAAAUAACUCUUGGGAGAUUGAGAGCAGAUUGAGAGUCAGUCUUCAGUCUCAGAAAACCCCAGUUUGCACUGGCGAGCUGUUAUUUUGAGAGUAAAUAAAGAUGAGAUCAAUAUUAAUCGAAAUCAUUUUAACGCGUUUUGAUUUUGCGACAUUCGUUUUUUUCUCAUAUUUGACGUGGUUGAGAAACGGAAGCAUACUGUCCUGUAGGGUACAACAGUUAAGUCAAAUGACAUUGUCUUUUGAAUUUAAGGAGAAGUAAUUAUUGGUCCAUUGUGCAAAUCUGUCAGUUAACUCAAAUACCACCGUCAUAGUGCAAAAGGGAAGCCAACUUAACCGCACAUGUGCCAUGUCCCACCCAUCUCAUCUAGAGCAGUUCCCUUUUCAUAUCAAGCAUUUGACAUAAUAAAUUGAACAUUUCAGUGAAAUAAAUUAUACUCACCAAAGAUUCUGAAACGAAAAUGAAUGCGUGCUGAAUUUGAUUGCUAUUUGCGACACUUGUUUUGCUCGUCGAACGUGGCCAGCUCGAGCAUAACCAACCAAUCAGAGGACGGGAAAACACUGACGUAAUGUUGGGUGGUCCUUUAGGCUAAUUGGCUAAAAACAACGGUUGUAAACUUCUUCCAUGGGCUGGUGCUACAAGUUCCUGCCCUCAUCGAAUAACAGGCGAAGUGAUCGAAAUAUUUCAGAAUGCUUAACUGCAUUUGGAGGGGUUUAUUGCAUGUUUUUAAAUGAUUCAUUUAUUCAUGUCAAAUGUCAUCCACAUAAAAUUCAUUUUCCUUUGAAUGACACACAUGCAACCACAAAAGUGCAAGCACGUUUGCAACACUUUGACUUUAUUCUUUUGUAUAAUUCAGUUUUUUUGUAUUGUGCAACCUGUUUUUUUAGAGGAACGCGUUGGUAAGUUUGGUGUCAAAAUGACAUACUCUCUGUUGUUCCUCCUUUUUAUUGAGCGACAGUGUUUCUAAGCGGCUUCUAAAUCCUUUGUCAGUUGUCAAAAUAAAAAAAAAA
This is a messenger RNA of Syngnathus acus (greater pipefish), 2620 nucleotides long. Its product is annotated as divergent protein kinase domain 1A-like. The record is from RefSeq and is a predicted model, not a curated record. Lineage: Eukaryota; Metazoa; Chordata; Actinopteri; Syngnathiformes; Syngnathidae. Bases 153 to 1457 code for a protein of 434 amino acids. The transcript is spliced from 5 exons.